Messenger RNA from Benincasa hispida (wax gourd), 1023 nucleotides. Lineage: Eukaryota; Viridiplantae; Streptophyta; Magnoliopsida; Cucurbitales; Cucurbitaceae. The record is from RefSeq and is a predicted model, not a curated record.
AUGGCCAAACUUGCCCAAAUUAUCUUCUUAAUGGCUUCCAUAAUAAUGGCCGCUACCAUCGUCAGAGCAUACAAUGUUCUUCUCGGCGUCUGCUUAGGCCUCAGCGGCGACAACCUACCUCCACCGUGGAAGAUGGUGCAACUCUGUAAAAAAUAUAGCAUUCGUCGGAUCCGAUUGGAUGAACCAAACAUCGAUGUUUUGAAUGCAUUUCGCGGUGCGGAAAUUGACCUCUCUUUCGGCAUACCAAAUGACAUGUUAACGGAUAUGGCCACAAAUAAAGCUCUUGUAGAAGAGUGGUUCAAUACCUACAUUAAACCCUUCGUUAAUGAGUUCAAAAUUAAUUACGUCAUUGUUGGCGACAAGGCCAUCCCAGGCCUUGACAUUUGCAUAUUGCCAGUCAUGAUGUCCUUUCAAGAUCUCCUCAAUGCAAACUAUAUUGGACAAGUGAAGCUCACUACGUUGGUCGGGUACAACGCAGCAUUAGCCUAUAAAGACCCUCCAUCGAGCGGGGCAUUCCAUCCAACUAUAAGCGAGAACAUGAGAGGCAUCCUCAAAUUCUUAUCAGAAGAAGGGUCACCUUUGAUGGUUAGUGUAUUCCCAUAUCGAAAAUAUAUGUUUGAUGGGGGUAUAAGUUUGAAUUACGCGAUAUUUAACGAGACAGAGCCAGUAGUUCGUGAUGGAGAAUUGAACUAUUACAACUUGUUCGAUGCAAUGGUGGAAGCAGUUUAUGCAGCUAUCGACAAAGAAGCGGUCGGAGAUGUGACUGUUGUAGUUGGAGAAACUGGGUGGCCGACUUGUGGAAGCGAUGAUGAUGCAACGCCGGCGAUUGCGGAGGAGUACAACAAGAAAUUUGUGAGUCAUAUUUGCUCUGGCAAGGGGACACCAAGGAAGCCAAAUGUUUUUCUUGAAGGUUUCAUACAAAGUAUAUUCAAUGAAGAUGAGAAGCCUCAAGGGGACUCACAAUGCUAUGGGAUGUUUGAUAUCAACAUGAACCCUAUUUAUUCAUUAUCUUUAGUGCAAUGA